CCUUACUUUACUCUUAACCUCAAAAUCAAAAUAUUUACAUUCGCACACGUUUUUUACAAUAAAAUAGCAAUUUUAUAGAAAAUAUGACGGUAAUGGCAACCAAGAGCAAAGUAGUAGAAGAAACAUCGGACAAUGAAGAAAAUUUAUCUUCAGAAGCAGAUGACGAAAACUCAAACUCAGAAGGCGGAGAAAGUGACUACGAAGAAGGCGUUAUAAAUGCGGGAUGGGCUGACUCGAUUUCUAAGAUUUUAAAAACGAACAAACCAAAAGGAAAGAAAACUUUGGUGUUAUCAAAGGCCAAAAAGAUAAACGAUGUUAAAAAGAAAGCCAAACCUGCCGGUUUUGAGGUUGAAACAUCUAAAGGAGACAUUAAGGAAGAACAAAUAGAGCCCGAUAGUGAUGAUGAGGAUGACAAACAACCUCUAAGAAAAAAAAAAAAAGAAUUGCCCAAUAUAAGAGUGAAGCCAAAUAUUUUAGAAAAAGAUAGGGAAAGGAUUUUAUCUAAAAUAGCAACUAAAGGUGUCGUUCAACUAUUUAAUGCUGUAAGGAUGCAACAAAAAGAUAUAAGCGAGAAAUUGAAAGAAGCAGGUCCUUUAGAAGUACGUAAAGAAAAAGUAAUGAAAAAUAUUGAUAAGAGAGCAUUUUUGGACGUUUUAAUGGGGGAAAAAUCGACGAAUAUUGAAAAGGAGACUGUCGGGCAAAAAAAAUUGAAAAAGGAAGACUCAACAUGGAGUGUUUUGAAAGAUGAUUUUAUGAUGAGUGCUAAAAUGAAGGAUUGGGAUAAAGAAUUAGAAGAGGAAGAAAAUGAAGAAGAAAGGGAGUUGGAAUCAGAAUAAAUAUUUGUAUUGUUAAGUUUUAAUUUUUAAUAAACAAAAAAUAUAUAACAGGA
This is a messenger RNA of Brassicogethes aeneus, 889 nucleotides long. The record is from the annotation of a GenBank genome assembly. NCBI's taxonomy places the organism in Eukaryota, Metazoa, Arthropoda, Insecta, Coleoptera, Nitidulidae.